GCCACGACUAGAAUUGAUCAGGGAUCUACCUGAGUGGUGUCAGAUUUGCUAGCGCUUCUCAAGUCGCCUUCUCCCUUUUUUUUUCUCGAUUCUAAAUUUUCAGCCUCGUUUGUCUGUUGGGCUGUUUUCUCGUUCAAUACCGUACGAUAGUAAUUCGUACUUUAUCUAGCCAUUCUAGUCCCACUCCACCGGUGUCUUGGGCGACUCCUCGGCACGCGCCAACCGAUUUUUAGUGGUUCCUGGUAGGUACUGUACGAACCACCAACACCGUCUUUUCCGGUCUGCCUCAAGUCGAGCCGUUGUCCUUGUCGUUGUCGUCGUCAUCGCUUCAGGGCGAAAAAAAGACCAUCCAAACGUCUCAAAGUUUCACGACUCACGAGACUAUUUCAAUUAUCUAAUUUAAUAGUAUGAGAACGUCGCCUUCGUAGGCAGAUUCAAUUCCAGUGUAGAAUCUCUCUACAGUCCAGUCGACACGGCCUGUUCAAAGGCAAACCUUGUGCAACAAUCGAGUUCUCAUCUCCACGUUUGCGAUCUCGACCGCAACCAUGAAGCUUCGGAGCAUCAUCCUCGCUUCAUCCCUCGCAAUAACCGCUCUGGCUGGUCCGGAUGCUGCCGCCGUCGCGGACAAGAGCUCCAAUGCCGUAACAGCACCGGGCACCAAGGCGGGAGCAACCAAGGAUGCCCCCGUCGACGGCAAGGACGGCAGGCCGCACCAUGGACCUUUUGUAGAGAUCGAGAACUUGCGCGACAAAGGAUCGCCGGCAGCUUCCAGCGACUCUGACAUCCCAACGCUCAAGAAGGACCUGCCAGUGCUCAAAGACAGGCCGUCGGACCCUACCGUCGUCAACGGCAAGAAGAUCCCCGAGUCGAACGACGGCAUCAUGGACGACAAGAACCGGGCGCACCCGAAGGAGGGCACGACAGGAACCAGCGGUGGCGUAAGCGAGAAGGACAGGGAGCGCAAGGCCAAGGAGGGCCAGACGGGCGAGCGGGUCGAGAAGAAGCCAGAGACUCCUAAGGAGGCCCGGCCGCUUUCGCACAGCGAGCAGGAAAAGGUGCUGAAGAGCGGCGGAGGCAAGGACGUCAAGGACAAAGAUUUGGCAUCGCUGAAGGAUACCAAGGCAAAGCUCGCGUCAUCCAUGGAUAAAGAUGCCAAGGACAAUGCAGAUGAUACAGAUAAGUUCUCGGGACUGGAUAAGCCAUCAGACCUCCCGGGGAAGACACACGACAAGGCUCCUCCUAUCCCUAACUCGGCUAACAAGGACCAUCUCGAUGUCACCCAGGGCAAGAAGCAGCCCGUAUCGACUGGCAAGACCCCGCAGCUCGCUGCCGGCGCCGAUGGCGUUCUUCAGCCUCUGCACUCGUUCUGCCUCUCGCUCACCAUGAUCCUUUUCUCCGAGAUUGGCGACAAAACCUUCCUUGUGGCCGCUCUCAUGGCCAUGAAGCACGACCGCAUGGUCGUUUUCUCCGCCGCUUUCGCCGCCCUCAUCACCAUGACGAUCCUGUCGGCAUUCCUGGGUCACGCCGUGCCGGCUCUGAUCCCCAAGAAGCUCACCAGCUUCAUGGCGGCUGGCCUCUUCUUCGUCUUCGGCGCGCGGAUGCUGCGCGAGGGUAUGGCCAUGUCUCCAGACGAAGGCGUCUCGGCCGAGAUGCACGAAGUGGAGCUCGAGCUGGAAGAGAAGGAGUCCCUCGCGCGGAAGCAAGGUAUGCGUGGCCGCGCCUCGCCCCAUGCUUUGGAGAUGGGUCUCGGCGGCAACGGCCACACGUCUCGCAAGUCUCGUGGCCACAACUCUCGCUUCUCCGCGCCCCACCGCAGCCCCUCGACCUCGCCUAGCCGGAGCCCGAGCCCGCGCCGGGGCGGCAGUGUCAUGAGCGCUCUUGCUGGUCUCAACAACCUGCUCAGCCUGCUGCUCAGCCCGGCUUGGGUUCAGACCUUUGUUAUGACAUUCCUGGGCGAGUGGGGCGACCGCAGCCAGAUUGCGACCAUUGCAAUGGCGGCUGGACAGGACUACUGGUGGGUUACGCUAGGUGCCGUGUUGGGACACGCGUGCUGCACGGGUGUUGCCGUCAUUGGUGGGCGGGCCAUUGCCGGGAAAGUCAGUCUCAAAGUUGUCACUGUGGGCGGUGCCUUGGCAUUCCUUCUCUUUGGAUUCAUCUACUUCAUUGAGGCCUUUUACACGUGAGAAUAUGAUGAAAACACAACCAGCCAGCGCGUUUGAAGCAGCAUGCCAGCUCAGCAGUCGUCGAUUGAGAUGGCAAACUCUCAUCACCAUGCGCAGGCACUAUAGAAGCACCGAAUUACUACUAUUCUUGUAAUAUGACGACCAAAAAAAAAGCCAACACCACAACAAACUUGUCUUCUCCACGCAUACAUCAACAUGUCAGAAUCUUGUAUUUCUUUCUUACUUUUUAUUCUUGUCAUCACGGGCACACAACCAUUUUUUCGGGAAUAGACGCAAUGAGGGGGCCUCAAAUGUAACGCUGUAAACUCUUUUUUCUAUUUUUUAGUGUCUCUUCUGGGGCCACUCUCUCCAGGGGCAACCAGGUACUGCGGGAAAGGCGGAACGGUCAAACCUACAAUAAGGGGGAAAAAAGGAGGGAAGUAUGGAAUAAUCUUGUCUUUGCUCCGCUUUUGCUUCUUAGUCUGGACAGGAAUUCAAUUGUAUGAUACCAAAAGAAUGAGGACAAAGAAGGCAGGUAUCGCUGAUUCUAUAUUUGUAUGGUUAGCGCUGACUGCUGAGUAUGGUAUGACCAUACAUGAAUGGCCUGCGUUCCCGGGAGAUUAGCGAGAGGCCUUUUUGCCAAGCUUUUGUAACAGAACAGUCAAAGCGGAUGCUGUAAAUGUUUACGUGGGUAUUAACAGCAUCGGCAAUUCGUCAAGUUCUUUAUCGAGUCGUAGCAGGAGGAGUAGGUAAUGCAGGUACAUAAUGUAUGCAAUAGACAAAAGAUAAAGGCCGCA
Pyricularia oryzae 70-15 is the source of this 2959-nucleotide messenger RNA. RefSeq lists its product as uncharacterized. The transcript is spliced from 3 exons. Gene Ontology annotation, biological process: Golgi calcium ion transport; manganese ion transmembrane transport; Golgi calcium ion homeostasis. NCBI's taxonomy places the organism in Eukaryota, Fungi, Ascomycota, Sordariomycetes, Magnaporthales, Pyriculariaceae. Gene Ontology annotation, molecular function: manganese ion transmembrane transporter activity; calcium ion transmembrane transporter activity. The record is from RefSeq and is a predicted model, not a curated record. Gene Ontology annotation, cellular component: fungal-type vacuole membrane; Golgi apparatus. The coding region runs from base 546 to 2183 and encodes 545 amino acids.